AUGGCCCCAGCAAAUACGCUCCCCGCAUGGGCCGAGCUGCAGGCUCACCACGACAAGGUCGGCAAGUCGUUCGUGCUCAAGGACGCCUUCAAGGCCGAUCAGAACCGCUUCCAAAACUUUUCGACCAAUGUCACCCUGCCUGCCGAUAUCUCGACCGAGCCCAAUGGCACCGAGAUCCUGUUCGACUUCAGCAAGAACCUCGUCACCGAGGAAACCCUGAGCCUGCUCGUCAAGCUCGCCGAGGAAGCCGGCGUCGAGAAGAAGCGCGACGCCAUGUUCGCCGGCGAGAAGAUCAACUUCACCGAGAACCGCGCCGUCUACCAUGCCGCCCUGCGCAAUGUCAGCAAUCUCGAGAUGAAGGUCGACGGUGUUGAUGUCAUGAACACCCAGGGCGGCGUCAACGACGUCCUCAACCACAUGCGCGAGUUCUCGGAGCAAGUCCGCAGCGGUGAGUGGACGGGCUACACGGGCAAGAAGCUCACCACCAUCAUCAACGUUGGCAUUGGCGGGUCUGAUCUCGGGCCGGUCAUGGUUACCGAGGCCCUCAAGCACUACGGCGCCAAGGACAUGACGCUGCACUUUGUGUCCAACAUCGACGGCACCCACAUCGCCGAGGCUCUCGCCAACUCGGAUCCUGAGACGACCCUCUUCCUGAUCGCCUCCAAGACCUUCACCACGGCCGAGACCACCACCAACGCGAACACGGCCAAGACGUGGUUCCUUGAGAAGACGGGCGGCAAGGGCGAUAUCGCCAAGCACUUCGUUGCCCUCUCCACCAACGAGACCGAGGUGACCAAGUUCGGCAUCGACGCCAAGAACAUGUUUGGCUUCGAGAGCUGGGUCGGCGGCCGCUACUCGGUCUGGAGCGCCAUCGGCCUCAGCGUCGCUCUCUACAUCGGCUACGACAACUUCCGCAAGUUCCUGGCCGGCGCCCACGCCAUGGACAACCACUUCCGGAGCGCCCCUCUCCGCCAGAACGUCCCGGUCCUCGCCGGUCUGCUGUCCGUCUGGUACUCCAACUUCUUCAACGCCCAGACCCACCUCGUUGCCCCCUUCGACCAGUACCUGCACCGCUUCCCAGCAUACCUCCAGCAGCUCUCGAUGGAGUCCAACGGCAAGACCAUCACCUCGGACGGCUCCCCGGCCAAGUACACGACGGGCCCGAUCCUCUUCGGCGAGCCCUGCACCAACGCCCAGCACUCCUUCUUCCAGCUCGUCCACCAGGGCACCAAGCUCAUCCCGGCCGACUUCAUCCUCGCCGCCAAGUCGCACAACCCCGUCUCGGACAACCUGCACCAAAAGAUGCUCGCCUCCAACUACCUGGCCCAGGCCGAGGCCCUCAUGGUCGGCAAGACGGCCGACGAGGUCCGCGCCGAGGGCAACGUGCCUGACAACCUUGUCCCGCACAAGGUCUUCCUCGGCAACAGGCCGACGACCAGCAUUCUUGUGGGCGGCGCCAUCGGCCCGGCCGAGUUGGGCGCUCUGAUUGUCUACUACGAGCACCUCACCUUCACCGAAGGCGCCGUGUGGGACAUCAACUCGUUUGACCAGUGGGGCGUCGAGCUCGGCAAGGUGCUGGCCAAGAAGAUCCUCAAGGAGAUUGAUGAGCCCGGUGCCGGGCAAGGCCACGAUGCCUCGACCGGCGGGUUGUUGGGUGCUUUCAAGGCGUAUGCUAACCUCUAA
Parathielavia appendiculata is the source of this 1683-nucleotide messenger RNA. Its product is annotated as Phosphoglucose isomerase. Gene Ontology annotation, cellular component: cytosol. Lineage: Eukaryota; Fungi; Ascomycota; Sordariomycetes; Sordariales; Chaetomiaceae. The transcript is spliced from 2 exons. Gene Ontology annotation, biological process: gluconeogenesis; glycolytic process; glucose 6-phosphate metabolic process. Gene Ontology annotation, molecular function: glucose-6-phosphate isomerase activity; carbohydrate derivative binding; monosaccharide binding. The record is from RefSeq and is a predicted model, not a curated record. The coding region runs from base 1 to 1683 and encodes 560 amino acids.